AAAUCUCCUGAUGGAUCGCCCGAGAUGAAGCCGAGGCCGAUCGUACGGCUAGGAAUGUUUCUCAUCUCUGACAGCCCUGUUUUCAGUGUGAUUUGCUCUGCUGCUGGCAUUUUGGCGCUGUUUCUGUUGCCGGUGUUGGCGAAGAACACUUACAUAUCCGAGAAUGCUCUAAUGCCAGGUUCUGCACGUUCAUUGCUCUCUAAUCGGGAUGUUUUAGAUGGGAGUGAAUUGGUGAUGAACGUAAAGGAUCUGAGGUUGAAGCGUGUUGAAGCCCACAGGCUCAUUGGAGAAUAUAUGUCGAACUUGGGUGCGCAAGUUUAUCAUCACAUGUUUUACCCUGAAAUGAAUGGAUUUCACCCGCUGAUGAACUCGAGUUCUUCUUCUCAUGGCCUCAAUGUUGCUGGGAUCAUAAGAGCCCCGCGCGGUGACGGGUCACCUGGCUUGCCAAAGACAUCAUAUGGCUUGUUGCUGAUUCUCGUUAUGGGGACUACAGAUCUGUUGAUGCGUGGUUGAGUGAAUACUACGCACCUUCGUUU
Molecule: messenger RNA, 536 nt
Organism: Tarenaya hassleriana
Lineage: Eukaryota; Viridiplantae; Streptophyta; Magnoliopsida; Brassicales; Cleomaceae
Product: GPI transamidase component GAA1-like
Exons: 2
Coding region: 25-513 (162 amino acids)
Biological process (GO): attachment of GPI anchor to protein
Cellular component (GO): membrane; GPI-anchor transamidase complex
Source: RefSeq, a predicted model, not a curated record